UUUUUACAAACAUUUAUAUACAUACAAGCAUUUCUUAAAAUUCCAAGUAUAUUGCUACACAUAACUACAUAUAUACUCCUACUAUUAUCGUCAAUAUUAAAAAUGUUACGAGUUGUGAAUUAUAUCGGGUCGAGACCCCAAAAUUACGUCAAAAUUAUUGACUCUAAUAUCAGAUGUCUGGCCACUCAAGCUGCUGUAAAAAAUGUAGCAGAGGAAAAACUGAAAAAAAAUGCAGCUCCGAAAGAGACACAGUCCUUUGUAAUGAACUUGUUCCGUGGUCAUUUACAAACCAAUCAAGUAUUUCCAUUUCCGAAAACUUUGAACGAGGAACAAGUAGAUACACUAAAAUUGUUAAUUGACCCCAUGGAUAAAUUUUUCGAGGAAAUAAAUGAUGCAAUGAAAAAUGACGAGAAUGCGUCGAUCGAUGAGAAAACUAUGCAAGCUAUGUGGGACCUUGGAGUAUUUGGUUUGCAAGUACCUCAAGAAUAUGGUGGACUGGGACUAACUAAUACUCAAUACGCGAGAUGCGUUGAAAUUUGUGGAUACAACGAUUUAGGCGUUGGUAUAACUCUGGGUGCACAUCAAAGUAUAGGAUUCAAGGGCAUACUGCUAUUUGGUACACCAGAACAAAAGGCAAAAUAUUUGCCAAGAGUUUGUAAUGGAGAAUAUGCAGCAUUCUGCCUCACAGAACCAAGCUGUGGUUCAGACGCUGGUUCGAUUCGUUCUCGUGCUGUGAAAUCGGCCGAUGGUUCGCAUUAUGUCUUAAAUGGUAGCAAAAUUUGGAUUUCUAACGGUGGCCUGGCAAGCAUAAUGACAGUUUUUGCACAAGUACCAACCAAAGAUCCAGAAACAGGUGAAACCAAGGAUAAAGUUACCGCGUUUAUCGUUGAGAGAUCCUUUGGUGGUGUAACAAGUGGACCGCCAGAGAAAAAAAUGGGUAUUAAGUGUAGUAACACUGCGGAAGUACAUUUCGAAAAUGUCAAAAUACCAGCCGAAAAUGUCUUGAAUGCCGAAGGACAAGGGUUUAAGGUUGCAAUGACUAUUUUAAAUAAUGGUCGAUUCGGUAUGGUUGCUGCUCUUAGCGGCACUCAGCGGUACUGUAUUAAAAAAGCAGUAGAACAUGCAACGCAACGAGUACAAUUUGGUCGGACGAUAGAUAAUUAUGGAACUAUUCAGGAAAAAAUAGGUCGUAUGGCAUUGUUACACUACGUAACUGAAACCCUCGCGUAUGCACUUUGUGGCAAUAUGGAUAACGGAAGUCAGGAUUAUCACUUAGAAGCUGCAAUCUCUAAAUGUUUUGCAUCAGAAUCUGCGUGGUGGGUUUGCGACGAAUCUAUCCAAGUACUUGGUGGAAUGGGAUACAUGAGUGAAGCCUGUCUCGAACGAGUUAUGCGAGAUGUACGGAUUUUUAGAAUUUUCGAAGGAACUAACGAUAUACUUCGUCUUUUCGUUGCGCUUACCGGAAUUCAGUAUGCGGGAAGUCAUUUGAAGGAAUUGCAGAAAGCAUUCAAGAACCCUACCGCUAAUUUGGGAUUAAUUUUCGAAGAAGCGACUAAACGAGCAACGCGAGCUAUCGGAUUAGCGUCAACGCCCAAAUUCUCGCAUUUAGUUCAUCCGAGUUUACAAGAAAGCGCUGCUUCAUGUGCCAGUAAUAUAGAAACCUUUGGUCAGUGUAUAGAAUCUGCUCUUAUCAAAUAUGGUCGCAAUAUUGUGGACCAACAAUUUAUUUUGAAUAGAAUAUCUCAAGCAGCAUUUGAUAUCUACACGUCAGCUAUCAUAAUGAGCAGAGCGUCUAUGUCGGUAAAUAACAAAGUUCCAAGUAUGGAGCACGAACUUCUUAUGGCACAAACUUGGUGCUCCGAAGCAUCAAGACGCGUGAAUUCUAACUUAAAGUCAAUUUCAUCUGAUAAACAAUUGAAUGUGUUUACUAAUUUAAGUAAAAUUUCAAGAAAUGUGUGCGAUGUUGGUGGAUGUGUUCAGCUAAAUCCACUGGGUAUUUAAUAAUAAGAUUAGUUAUUAUAUAAUUACAUCAAUGCAUAUCGAGGGCUUUAUACAAAAUUGCAUUGAUCAUAAAUAUAUGUGUAUACGGUAGAUUCUCGCUUAACCGAGUCCUGUGGGACCGAGCCUGGCCAGGUGAACGAUUGACCAGUUCAUCCGACAAGAAUCACAUAUUUUUAUUUUAUUUCUAGAUAAUUACUAAAAACCAUUAAUAUUCAUAUAACUGUAUCUAUAAUAUUGAUUAAGUAAUAUCAGUUUUUUUUAACGCAGAAAAUGUACAUCUCAGAGGAAGAGAUGUGCAGAAUCCAGUGCUCAAAAAUUUAGUACGCAUAUAAAAACUUAGUAGGAUUAGGGCUAUUUAAAUGAUGACUAGUAGGACGAAAAUUACAAUUAGUCGAGUGUGAAUAAUUAUGAAAUGUCAAUAAUUUUUUUCUGGUCAAUUGUCGUUAUAUUAUCAAAAAUGAAUGACUGGUUACUGCGGAGACUAAUUAAAGCAGAACUGGAUAAUCGGGAGUCUACUGUACAUAUGAGCUUUAAACAAAUACGCUUUAAAUAACAAUUAAAAUAUUUUAAUUGGCGAUAUAAAGUAAUUAUUAAACUAUUGUAUUUUGAUAAGGAAUGUAAUUUUGAAAGUAUUGAAUGUAUUAUUAUAUUGGAUAUUUUUUGAUAUUUUUUCAUGAAAUUGAUACUGUAAAUAAAUUGUUAUAAAAAAUGUACACAUGAAGGUAGAUGCUGUUUAUUUUCCAGUAAACCUCACAAAAUAGCGGUUUGAAAAUAGAAUAAUGUACAGUAAAUUAAAUAAAAGUAAUUGUAACUGUA
Messenger RNA from Ceratina calcarata, 2817 nucleotides. RefSeq names its product Acyl-CoA dehydrogenase very long chain (gene Acadvl). Gene Ontology annotation, molecular function: fatty-acyl-CoA binding; very-long-chain fatty acyl-CoA dehydrogenase activity; flavin adenine dinucleotide binding. The coding region runs from base 103 to 2001 and encodes 632 amino acids. The transcript is spliced from 8 exons. The record is from RefSeq and is a predicted model, not a curated record. NCBI's taxonomy places the organism in Eukaryota, Metazoa, Arthropoda, Insecta, Hymenoptera, Apidae.